UUGCCAGUUUUUCUGAGCCUACGAAUUCAAACUUGGUUUCGAUGAUAUGAGUGCGCUGGUAGAUCUUCCACCAAGUGCUAGGAGCAAGUGGAUCAGUGAAAACACUGAAAAUAUUCUGUCGGUCCGUUAUGUUCGAGCCCCGUUUGGACCGGGAAUGCCAGGAGAGACUGUCGACACUGCAUAUAUCAACUUGCUUGUUCACUCGAACUCGGCACCAGCGCCAACAUCCGAUUUGUUCAGACUGUUGCGCUUGGAUGAGCAUGACAGGUGUCGGCCUGGUCAGAAUAGCAGUAGCACCAGGCCUGCACCCUCAGCCAACACUAAGCCUGGGCCUAAAACAAUGUCUACCAUGCCCGACAAAUUGAUAAAAGAUUAUAAGAAGGUUUUUGAAGUUAUAAAGGCAUUCAAUGCAAGUCGGGCUGAUUCUGCAUUUCUCAGCAACCGAAGACGAAGAGUAGCAGCAGAAAGGAGCAAGGCCAAGAAGUUAAAAAGGGACUUUGUCUCUGGACUGUUGGUACCCGGGUUGGAUGUCAAUGCUGCUGAUGACAAUGACCAUACCGAUGAUGAUGUUGAAGAAGACGAAAACCGAGGAGAGAGAAUGCUGUUCCGUGAGGAUGAGACAUUUCCUGAGGAACAGGCAGGAUUGCCAAUGGCUGUUUUAAAACGUGAUAUUGAUAUUUGUUUUCGUGCCAUAGAGGAGGCAAAGCUUAGGAUGAUGGAAAAGGAGAAUAUGCAGAAGUACAACAGAGAAUACAUUUAUCAAACUAUCGGCAGAUACGAUGCCUUGCGGCGGUUUAUGGGUGAUGUCAAGAAGCUCUUGAUCAUGCUAAGCAGUUAUGAUGUGAUGACAGUGCAUUCCCUUGACAAAGGAUUUUUCACCCAGUUGUUCAUCAACUUUGGAUGGAUAUUUGCGAUUGACUUCAGGUUGGUGACUUCCUUCCAAUGCUUGGUCAUAGGUGGUCAUGAAGUCCUCUCUAAACCUGAUAUUGUGUUGAUGGAAUCCGCUUUGAGCCGUCUAGUAGUAACUGUAGUAGAAGUGAAAAAAGAUGUGGGAAUGAUUUCCGACCAUGGUCAUGAUACACGCAAACGCAAGUUUUCAGCAUCAUCAGAUGUUGGCCAUUCCGACUGCGACAGAGAUGAUAUUGCUUUCUUGUCAAGUACAUUGCGUAGUCAACAUGCCUGUCAAUUAGUUUGCGCCUUGCCUCUCACCAAUGCGAAGAAUCGGAUGUGUAUGCUUGGGAUGAUUGUGCAGGAAACAAAGGUUCGUCUUACAUGCCUACUGAUGGCGAGUGAGCAUCUAGAAAGCCUCAAGCAUCCCAAUUACGAUCCAGCAAAGUACAGUGCAAAAAUAUUCUACACCAGGGCCUACGAUAUGCUGAAUGCAGAUGAUCGUGAACAUUUGAUCAACAUUAUGACAACAUUGGCAAGUUUUCAGUGAUCUAAGGUAGAUUAACCCGAUAAACCAACCUGCAUUUGAGAAUCAUCUAUUCGGUGUGUCAUUCGCAAAAACUUCAUCAUUGCGGGAAGCCAGUUCAUGAUGUCGGUUUCUACAACCAGUAAAAAAAUGGAUUCUGUAUCCAAUGUAAGGUGUUCUAGGAUGGCAAGUAGUGGAAAUAUGUCACUUUUCUGUUGCCCACCUUGUAUUUAGAAAACUAAGAGUUGACUGUUGGGAUGUAACAUGUGUAACGUGUCUGCUCACAAGCUUCACUGAAGGGUUUCUGGUGUAUUAGUUAUGGCCAAAGUUGCCAAUUCUGUCAAUGACUCAGAUCUGUAUAGUUUCUGCAGUUUCCAGGCGGAUUCUCUCUCUUCAUAAGCUUUCCAUUGGCUUCCUGAUGAAAUAUGUGUUGCCUAUUUUGGUUGGUCAUGAAGUCAUCUUUUCCUCAUGUGAACUACCCUGAUCAAAUGUGUAUAAUGCCCAGAAUGGUUACAUGUAUAGAUGUAUACAGUGGAACCUCUCUUAGCGGACACCUCUCUAAUAAGGACACUGGUUAUUUCCAUUCAAAUUUACCUCUGUAAUCGGGGCACCCCUCUAUUAAGGACGGCUUUGUCAUGGGUGUCCUUAAGAGAGAGGUUCUACUGCACUUGUAAUACUUGCUCAUUUUGGUUAUAUCAUUGAUACAAAGAUUACAAGAAGUAGUGUCUGCUGCAAGGAGGAAGAAAUUAGGUUUCAAAUUAUAUUUUCCUUGGGUUCAGGUAUCUUGGAUUGGUGUGAAAUAUUUCAUUUAUAAAUGGAUGCUCUCAUUUGGAUAUUUGGCAAUCAAAACAGUUAUUGUCAGUGAGUCGGAUUCGGUCACUGAAAAUAAGUGUGACAUGUGCUAAGUUUGGUCCCCAACAUAUACCCAAAUGAGAGCAUGAAUGAAAUUUGUUUUGCCAAUCCAAGAUGCCCAUCUUCGCUAAUCAAAAGGCAAUCUAUCCUGGCCUUUGUUGCUCCAAUUGUUACCCUUUAACAUAUGUUAAACAGUGUUUGUCCCCUGAGUGAUUUUGCAACUGGAGAAGGAUAAUGUAUGUCACAUGACAAAAUUUUGAAAAUAUUGUUUUUCAAAAUGUUCGAGCAGAAUUUUGAACGUCCUUCAAAGAAUUAUCAGAGUGGUCUGUUAGAUAAAUACUUUUGGUUCUAUGGGGGCACUAUUUACCGCUCUGCAUAAAUCAAUGACUUUGCAUGGUAGGUUAUUACUGUAAACCAGGAAAUAUUCGUGGCUGUUAUGGUUUGCGGUUUUGUGAAAUUGCAUCUUUGGCGUAGUUUUAAUUUAGUCACCUCCGAGAUCCCGGAUUCGAUUCCCGGUCGGUCUCGGUACACUCAUGUGAUAGAGAAGGCGACUCUCUUCGACUGCGUAGGUUUCCUCCAGGGUCUCCGGUUUCCUUCUACAUACAUAACAAUCGCCCAAUAGUGCUAAUAAUGUCCGUAUUUUGCUGAUCGCGAAAUUUGCAAAAUUAAAACGCACAUGAUAAUUUCUUGUUUACAGUAAUCUCAUCAUUAGGGUUCCUGAUUCUCUGCGCACCAGCCUCAAUAUUUGUUGCUACUUUGAAGUGAUCUUAAAUAUACCCUGCCUGUAUAAAAGAGUUGAACUUCCUACAGUUUGAAAAAUUGAUUAUUGAAAAUUAAUUGAAUAUUGUCACGCCUCCCGCUGCCUUUAAAUACUUUUUGUGAGAAUCAAGUUAUUGAUUUAUAGACUAGACUCUUAUAAUUGACUGUUAAAAUGUUCUUUUUGAUUGUAAUAAAAUUAUUUGUCA
Messenger RNA from Lineus longissimus, 3231 nucleotides. RefSeq lists its product as uncharacterized. The transcript is spliced from 5 exons. The record is from RefSeq and is a predicted model, not a curated record. Bases 47 to 1438 code for a protein of 463 amino acids. NCBI's taxonomy places the organism in Eukaryota, Metazoa, Nemertea, Pilidiophora, Heteronemertea, Lineidae.